UGUUUAACUUCCGGGGUAAAAGGUCAAAUUCGCGCUUCGAGGUUUCUCUGGUCCACGGGGCAGCCUUUUCUUAUUUUAAAAACGUCUAAUAGAAAUCGACUACGUUAAACUACGCGAGUGAGUGUAAGCAACGUGAACUCGAGUCAUCCGUGUCAAUUAUGUCGUCUGAUAGAGCGAUCGGCCCCGCUGUGCCCCGGAUGUUUAAAAAGGAAGAGAGCGAUGAAGACUCUGAUUAUGAGGAUGGAUUCUCUGGCCCUGCUUUGCCUCCCGGGUAUAAACGCGCAGGAUCUUCGAGCUCCUCGGAUGACAGUGAACACGAAGUGUCCACCAAAAGAGCCAGAACGAAACACACCGCUGCAGAAAGAUCUGCAGAAAAGGUGGAGAACAUAAAGGUUAAAGAAACAGGAGAUGAUGGUUUUUUUGGACCAGCAUUACCACCAGGAUUCAGGAAACAACAAAGUUCACCAGAAAGGCCCCCCGUGCUGGGACCAGCGUUGCCUCCUGGGUUUCGCAGGGCAGCUCAUGAAGACGACGAUGAUAACGACGAUGAAGAUGGAGAGGAUUUCCCAGGGCCCGCCCUGCCCCCCGGGUACCAGGCGGAGUCCUCCAGCAGCGGGGACGAGGACGUGAUUGGGCCCAUGCCGCCCACAGGCCCCAUCGAGGACUCUGUGGCCCUGGACUUUGAGCGCAGAGCGCGCCGGAUGAAAGACAAGCUGACCGGAGAUAACACUCCCGAGGUGGUGGCCAGAGAAACGUGGAUGACGGAGCUUCCACCAGAACUGCAGCACAUCGGCCUGGGGGCUCGGACCUUCAAGAAGAAGUCCGGUCCGAAGAACAAGGAUCGCUCUAUUUGGACGGAUACGCCAGCAGACCGGGAGCGCAAGCUCGAGGAACGCCUUGAGAAAAAGAAGAAGGGUGAGGAGGAGGCAGACGACGUCCCGCUAAUCUCCCAAAAGGAUGUGGAAAUGGCCAAAAAAGUGUCGAAGUAUAACGAGUCUAAACGUGCUGAGUCUCUGGUCAGUAUGCACACAAAGAAGAUAAAGGAAAAAGCAAAGGAGAAGGCCGACAAACCAGUGGAGAGGAGAGCAUUCGAUCGGGAGGAAGACCUGCAGGUGAAUCGCUUCGAUGAAGCGCAGAAGCAGCGGCUGUUGAAGAAAUCUCAGGAACUGAACACGCGAUUCUCCCACAGCAGCGACCGAAUGUUCCUGUGACAUUGUCAAUAUGUUUGUGUUUUUUCUUUUCAAUGGCGAACUGCCAUUGACUAGACGUCGAUUUUUCCAUAGAGGUUUUGUAAAAAUAUGGACUGUUUGUACGGAUUCUUUUGUUACAAAAAAGGGGAAAGUAGAAUUCAGCUUAACUUGACCAAAAAGUAUAUUAAAGAAAUGGCAAUUUGUAGGAAAUUACACCGACGUGGUGGAAAGCUUGUGUUUUAAGCUGUGAUAAAGCAGCAGCCAGUGGAGCUUGUAUUUUUUCAGCAGACAGGUGGAAAUAUUGGGGAAAUAAAUUACAUAUUUUACUUGAAUUCAUAUAGUGAUUUGUUUUUUUUCAAAAUGUCGUACUGUAUAGAUUUGCGUAAAAUGUAUCACGUUGAAUACUCUCAUAUAUUCUGUAUGUGUCCAAUAGACAUAUUUGCAUUUUUUAGGUUCAUUAAAUGUGUUCAAACCAUU
This is a messenger RNA of Gasterosteus aculeatus aculeatus (three-spined stickleback), 1667 nucleotides long. It is a transcript of the gene gpalpp1, whose product is annotated as GPALPP motifs containing 1. The record is from RefSeq and is a predicted model, not a curated record. Lineage: Eukaryota; Metazoa; Chordata; Actinopteri; Perciformes; Gasterosteidae.